AUGGCGGACAUCGGUCCUCCACCCCCUGCACCGGCGCCACCGCACCGGCCCCCGCUGACCCGUGGGGAGGGGUGGGCUCGCCCGCCUUCACCGUCGCCUGAGCAGGUGGCCGAGCGGUUGCGGGCUUCUGACACGCAGCAACCGCUCCGCCCCCUCCGCUACUGCCCACGCCAUGGGUGGGGGCCGUGCCCAGCCCGGACGCCGGCCGCUCCUCUUGAACCGCUGCCACCUGCAUCUGGAUCGGGUGACUCCACCGCCGGCGAUGACAUCCCACGGCCACCCCCGACGCGCCCUUCUGACGAAGCCGGGCCCUCGGGCACAUCUUCACCGCCGCCUUUGCUCAGCCCGAGCGGCAACCGGGGCCGCCGCCUCCUCGACAGGCCGGGCCGCGCAGGCCGCGCCAGGCCGGGCCGCGCUGGCCGCGCGCACCUGCGGGCCGCGCUGGCCGCGCCGGCCGCGCCAGGCCGCGCGAAGGCCGCGCCAGGCCGGGCCGCGCUGGCCGCGCGCGCCUGCGGGCCACGCUGGCCGCGCUGGCCGCGCCAGGCCGGGCCGCGCUGGCCGCGCGCGCCUGCGGGCCACGCUGGCCGCGCCGGGCCGCGCCAGGCCGCGCUGGCCGCGCCUGCGGGCCGCGCUGGGUCGCCGCCCGUACCAAUUAGAGUUGAUGAUGUUUAG
Molecule: messenger RNA, 672 nt
Organism: Panicum hallii
Lineage: Eukaryota; Viridiplantae; Streptophyta; Magnoliopsida; Poales; Poaceae
Product: formin-like protein 5
Exons: 3
Coding region: 1-672 (223 amino acids)
Source: RefSeq, a predicted model, not a curated record